Molecule: messenger RNA, 792 nt
Organism: Trichomonas vaginalis G3
Lineage: Eukaryota; Parabasalia; Trichomonadida; Trichomonadidae
Exons: 1
Coding region: 1-792 (263 amino acids)
Source: RefSeq, a predicted model, not a curated record
AUGGAAGAUUAUUCUUUGAAGAUUGAUGAAAAUGUAAUUAUUGAAAUCAAGGAAUUCAUUGCUCCUUCGAUAGCUUUUUAUUAUGAAAACAAACAGGAAAUACUUGAUAUUGUCAUGGUUUUAUAUCAAAAGAAAGAAAAUUCUUUACAAGGAUUCUAUAAUUUAGCUUCGAUUUCUAUGAAAUUAAAUGAAGAAAAACCAAGAAUUUCAGAUAUUCUUGUUUAUCUGGGAACAAGAAACAAAAAGUUUUCAAUGAAAUGCUAUUAUUCAUCCAAAGUUUUGUCAAAUGAUCAUGAAUGUAUCAAAACUAUCUAUGACAAUUUCAUUUCAAUUUAUUUGGAUCAAUCUAAUGAAAACAAAUUCGAAAAUGAAUUCAAGAAAUUGUCACUUUUAUUAAUCAGUUCACUUCAAUUUAAUUCCAUAUUAUUUAAUGACCAAUUUACUCUAUUAUAUGGAGAGAAAUACAGAGAACUAAAUAUCCAAACGAUAAAAGAAAAGAUUUCUAAAUAUGACAAUGAAAUUGAAAUCACAAAAAGUGACAUCAAAUUGUCAGAAAAUUAUCAAUCAUUUGUUGAUGAAAUUAAGUCAUUUGAUGAUAUUCCAAUUGCUGAAUACAUCUCUUUAGCAUUAGGAGGAUUAACAAGCAAAUACAUUGAGUUAAUUCAAUCACAAACAGAAAGUCAAGAAAUGAAAUCCCAAGCCAAAUCAAUUUUCUAUAAAUUGAUUGAAAACUAUCAACAAAGUUAUUUCAUUACGAACUUUGUUUCAAAUGACUUGAUUUCAUUGUUUUGA